Megalobrama amblycephala (Wuchang bream) is the source of this 2151-nucleotide messenger RNA. Its product is annotated as lipopolysaccharide-induced tumor necrosis factor-alpha factor homolog. NCBI's taxonomy places the organism in Eukaryota, Metazoa, Chordata, Actinopteri, Cypriniformes, Xenocyprididae. The record is from RefSeq and is a predicted model, not a curated record. Gene Ontology annotation, molecular function: zinc ion binding. Bases 423 to 1055 code for a protein of 210 amino acids. The transcript is spliced from 8 exons.
UGGAGGAGGUGCUGGUACUGGAUAUGCAGGUUUUUGACAACAUGUUCCUUCUGAUCAUUCAAUCAGGAAAUAAAAAUGCAGUUUAUUUUGCAUGAUAUCUUGAGGAUCUUCUGAUUGCGUUAUAGCAUCAGCUUUCAACUCCACCCCUUAUUUCUGCCGUAUCAGUGCCUAUUCUGAUAGUCUCUCUAUCUGUCCAAGUGUCUUUAUAGAGAAGAGUAUCAGAAUUUCCACAGCUCUCCAUUGACUGCACAAACACACAGGGUGGACAUUUUACGCUUUGGCAAAACAAGUAUGCAAACUCAAACUAAGAAAAUUUGUCAAUUGGAAAGUCACCAACUUACUUCAGCCGUUGAAAUUCCCGCCACUGAAGAGACAAAAAAUCUGUUGUCCUGAUGUCAAUAAAGGGGAUGGCCUUUUCUUAAAUGGAUGGAUUCCCCAAUGACAGGGUGGACAACCUUUCAAGGGACAUAUUGUUGAUAAUGGAUAAAGAACAGUUCCCCCCUCCAUAUCCUGGACCGCCAUUGGUCCAUACCAACGUUCCCUACCAGAUGCCGCAGGUUUCCUAUCAAAGCCAACAAAUUCCAGUGGCCACAUACAAUCCACCACCCUCACAGACGACUGUCAUGGCAUCCAGCGUAACACAAACGAUCCAGUCAUCUGGCAUGGCACCAGCUGCCAUGACUUCAUCCACAGUAACUCAAACAGUUCAGUCUUCAAAUAUGCCUGCUGUUGGUCCAAUGGUAGUUUACAACCAGCAGCCCGUCAUGUCCACCGUCAUUCAGACUGUCCAGCCAGCACCUGCCCAGGUCACAGUAGUUAUUCCACCACGUCUGACUGAAGUCCCUGGGCAGAUAAAAUGUCCUUACUGCCAGCAGCAGAUCGUCACAGAGACGACAUACAUCAAUGGGAUGAUGGUGUGGGUCAUCUGUGGAAGUCUUGGCAUUUUAGGGAUCUGGCCGUGUUGUUUGAUUCCCUUCUGUGUGAAAGCCUGCAAGGACGUAGAGCAUUGCUGUCCAAGCUGCAAAAGCCUCGUCUAUGUGUACAGACGCAUGUAGCUUGUUCUUAAGCGAAGAAAAUCUGUAUGACCAAAAGACAAACUUUACUGUCAGCAUCUUUUGGACAUUAUUGGACUUCCUAAUUCAAAGAAAAAUAACACCAUGAUGUGGAUUUCUCUUUCCUUCUUUAUGCAAAGAUAUAUAGAUACUGAUGCAGAUAGAUAGAUAGAUAGAUAGAUAGAUAGAUAGAUAGAUAGAUAGAUAGAUAUAAUAGAGAGCCUAUAGAGAGUUAAUGAUUAGGCUAAUUAAAUCAUAGAAAUGUACACUUAAACUGAAUUAAUUACUGAAAAAAAUAUCAAAACUAUUGAACUAAAAAUAUUAAUAUUUUAUUUGUUUACCUGCAUGUAAAUGUGACCAUUAUCUGACAUCAGAGAACUGUGAACAUGCAAACAUGUUGUUAAAUAAUGAAUAAUGAACAAAUAAAUGUACUCGUUUACUAACGUAACCUUGGUUCCCUGAGGCCUUGUUUCCACCUGUCUACUAAGCAAAGUUAUGUCCAGAAGAUGUCUUUUUUUAAUGUCUUUGUCACAAAAGUCGUAUGUUGAAAAGAUGUCCACUACACUUUUAGAAAGGAUGUGUUAAAUUCUUACACAUCAGUGUGUGUUUAGGGACAACGCUUGUUGUGUUAAUUCUGACACAUUCAUUGAGUCAAUGAUUUUAGCACAGUGAAUGUGUCAGGAAGGUUAACCAGAGGUGUAGUCAAGACCAGACCCUCCAAGACCGAGAUCAUUCAAGAGGGAAGUUAAUGAGAUAAUUAAGUCAUUAAUCCAGCAAUGGUGAUGAACACCUGCUGUUAACAAGCAGAAUCAUUGAAGGAAAGAGGAAAACAACAACAAAUAAAACACCUGUGCUACUUCUGAACAUGAAGAUCAAAAUUGCAAUGGUCUCUUUGUCAAAUCCAGUCAAAAAACAUCACUUACACAUCAGUGCUUGUGUUUUGGGACAACACUUCUGUUAAUUUUGACACAUUCACUGUGUCAAACACAGACAUUCAGAAUGUGUCAAAAAACAUUUGUUAAAAAAGACUCAAAAUGUGUUAAAUUCUUACACAUCAGUGUGUGAGUUUAGGGACAACACUUUUGUUGUGUUCAUUUUG